Hemibagrus wyckioides is the source of this 4545-nucleotide messenger RNA. It is a transcript of the gene slc45a4b, whose product is annotated as solute carrier family 45 member 4b. Gene Ontology annotation, molecular function: sucrose:proton symporter activity. The transcript is spliced from 9 exons. Bases 622 to 2895 code for a protein of 757 amino acids. The record is from RefSeq and is a predicted model, not a curated record. Gene Ontology annotation, cellular component: membrane. Gene Ontology annotation, biological process: transmembrane transport. Lineage: Eukaryota; Metazoa; Chordata; Actinopteri; Siluriformes; Bagridae.
AAUCGUGUUGAAAUCAUGAAAUGGUGGGUCCGUUUUGGAUUCUAUACAGCACAUUUCUUAUUAUUAAUUAAACAUAAAAAACAUAAUCGCACUUCCGGUCCACUCGUCUUUCGAGAUGGAUAAUAACCGUGUGGUAGGAGGUGGGGAUUUUGUGGGCUAUGUGCCUGGCAACCCACUCGACACAAUAGAAGAGCGUCCCUUCUGGAGCAGAUGUGAGAGAAGAGCGCGUGUGAUUGGCCGGAGUUGGGUCUUUGGCUUCUGGUGAAUGAGAAGGUGCUUAUCUAUUGAGAUAUCAACUGAUCACUCCAUGGGUCUAUUCAGGGAAUCAUCUACCUGCGCUGAGCUUCUCCUCCUUCUCCCUUCUUCCUUUUUCACAAGCCAAAAAAUAAUGACUCAUUACUUAGCCAGAAAUGGCAGUCUAUGGAUUUGUACUAGCCACAGCAGGUGGUAAAACUUUCACUUUUAGCUUGUGGAGCGGCCUGACGUCCGUCUUAUCUUCAGAAACUUUACUGGUGCUUGCGUGUCGAUUUUGAGAAAUCUUCAUUGAGGUUUUGAAACAGAGUCCAGAAGGUACAGCGAAAUAAAACUCCAUUCCGGGUGUGAUUCAGUUCUCUACUUGACAUGGUGCCCAAGAACGUAGACACGGAGGCUGUACAAAUGCUGCAUGUGGAUGUCGAACCUGUCAAGUCUUCAGGUAGCAGAAUAAAUGGAAAUAAGAAAAUGGAGGCUUCUGAAAAAUCAGCCAGUGAGGACUCUGUGGAUCACAUCCCCAAACGCCUGUGGGUUAUGCACGGAGCCGUCAUGUUCGGCCGCGAGUUCUGCUACGCCAUGGAAACAGCACUGGUCACACCUGUGCUCUUACAGAUAGGUCUUCCAGAGCAGUACUACAGUCUGACAUGGUUCCUCAGCCCUAUCUUGGGCUUAAUUUUUACUCCUCUGAUCGGAUCAGCCAGUGACCGCUGCACCCUCAGGUGGGGUCGGAGACGGCCCUUCAUUCUGGCUCUGUGUGUAGGACUCUUGCUCGGUUUAGCGCUCUUUCUCAAUGGCUCUCUAAUGGGUCUGACUGCAGGGGAUGCUCCUGGUAACCAGCCCAUCGGGAUCAUUCUGACAGUAGUGGGUGUAGUGGUGCUGGACUUUUGUGCUGAUGCUUUAGAUGGACCAAUCAGAGCCUACCUGCUGGACGUCGCUGAUGGGGAAGAGCAAGACAUGGCCCUGAAUAUUCAUGCUUUCUCUGCAGGUUUGGGUGGAGCUUUGGGUUACAUGUUUGGAGGUUUGGACUGGACAAAUACUUUCUUGGGACAUGCCUUCAAAGCCCAAGAGCAAGUUCUGUUCUUCUUUGCUGCCAUCAUCUUCAUCAUUUCUGUGGUGCUUCAUCUUUUCAGCAUCCAGGAGGGACUAUACAAAGCUCAUCAGCAGGACUUAUCUGAGAGUGAGGAAGCAGACAGCUCCUCAUCCAUUCAUCUUAACGAAAUUCUUCCUAGGACUCACCAAGUGCCAGUACUGGACCUUAUUAUAGAAGAGGAUCCUUUUGAAGCUUAUGAAGACAAUCAAUCUGAGACAGAGGUCCAGAAGGACUUCCCGAAUGUAACAAGAAGUAAAAGCGACUCUGUUCUUGCUGUACCAGACACUACCAUUGAGCUUGAUCCAGAUUUGGAUCUUGAUGAUCAUUUUCUCCACAACAUAGAGCCAGCUUUAUUCCAGGACUUCAACACUGAUAUGCCAUUUGAAUAUUGCCAAAACAGCAGCUGUCAGGCCAAUCACUGCUCCAACUUCUCAAACCACACAGAUUUUAUAGGGAGCAACGGACACAUUAACGCAACCAAAGUUACCAAUGGUGACCUUGCUGGGGACGCUAAACCAAAAUGUGACAUGAACCAUCAACAUAAAGCGGGCAUUCGUCACUCCAACAUGACAGUCCGCUGCCGGCACCCUUCAUUCUACCGGCAACCUUCCUUUACCUUCUCUUACUACGGCCGGGUGCGCUUCCAUCGGCCUCGUCGCCACAUCAAUUCAGCACACCCGAUCAAGUCGUCACGCAGCCUGAACGACAUCGACAGGAUUACAAGACUGCAGGAGCGUCGGAAACUGCAGAAAAGAGGGAGCACGUCAUCCGGAACGGACGAAGACGAUGACAGCGAGAGUGAAGAAGGAGAAGGAAGCGGCACUACUGUGAAGCUGCUCUGGUUGUCCAUGUUGAAAAUGCCUCCGCAGCUCUGGCGCCUAUGCGUGUGUCAUCUUGUCACAUGGUUCUCUAUUAUCGCCCAGGCCGUUUUCUAUACCGACUUCAUGGGACAGGUCAUCUAUGAAGGAGACCCAAUGGCUGCUGCAAACUCGACUGAGCUUCAGAACUACCAUAAGGGAGUACAGAUGGGCUGUUGGGGGCUAGUUAUCUACGCUGCCACUGCUGCCAUCUGCUCAGCUGUGCUUCAGAAAUACCUGGACAACUAUGACCUGAGCAUUCGAAUCAUCUACAUGCUGGGAACGCUAGGCUACACUGUUGGCACGGCUGUAAUGUUCAUCUUCCCCAACGUCUAUGUAGCCAUGAUAAUGAUAAGCAGCAUGGGAUUCAUUUCUAUGAGUAUAUCUUACUGUCCUUAUGCUCUGCUGGGGCAGUACCAUGAGAUCAAAGAGUACAUCCGCCACAGUCCAGGCAACUCCCGCAGAGGUUUCGGAAUCGAUUGUGCCAUCCUGACAUGUCAGGUUUAUAUCUCUCAGAUUCUGGUGGCGUCCGCUCUCGGAGCAGUCGUGGAAGCCGUCGGCUCAGUGAGAGUCAUCCCGAUGGUGGCUUCCGGGGGCUCUUUCAUCGGAUUUCUUACUGCUGCGUUCCUCGUCAUUUACCCCGACACGUCGGAAGACGACGACGACGAAAACGAACAAGCCCCAAGUACAACCUGAGUCUGUUGAUGAUUAACAGACCGGGGUCGCUUUCACUGUGUGAAAUGCCGACGCAAAGGAGGUGGAAAACAUAUAAAAGUCACUUCUUCACUGUGAAUAGUUGGGAAAUUGAGUGUACUACAAAAUCAGAGAACAAAUCCCAGAUUGCAUUGCAUUCAAAAUGGUCUUGAUGUGCCUGAGGAGUGUCAAUCUUUACCCUUUUAAACAUAAUGCAUCAUAUAACACACACACACACACACACACACACACACAAGCAGUAUGUAUGUUUAAAAAAGAAAGAAAGGUACAGAAAAAGUUAUUUAUUAUUACCAUGAAUGGUACAAAAAGUUUCCAUUUUUUUGGAUAGAAUUCCUAAGCUUCACAUAGAAUGUACCAGAUUUACAUCACUGUUUUGUACUGCCAGGACGACGACGACGAUGAUGAUGAUGGUGGUCAUGCUUCUAACAGGAAGACAGAGUUCCCUUAUUAUACACAGUCCUUUAGGAGUUUCUAUUGCAACAAUAAUAAUAAAACAAGCAGACCUGAUUUUAGUGCAUUUACUAAAUUUACACUGCAUCAUACUACAGUGUUUGCACAUUUCUAUUCAUUUUCUAUUUUAGAAUUAUGCCGGAUUCUGGACCAGUAGUGCUUGAAACAGAAGCACUCAGGAGAAUCUCUCUCUCUCUCUCUCACACACACACACACGCUCUCUCUUUUGUUCCCUUUCUCUCGCUGACUCUAUUUUUCGCUCCCUCUCUUUUUCUCUCUCUCUCUCUCUCUCUCUCUCUCUCUCUCUUUCAUAAUAUAUAGUAAAAUAAUAAAUUAGCUGCUGCAUGACAAGGUGGUUACUUUUAUACAGCUUUAACUAUGCACAAUUGAAAAAAACCCUUUUUUUAUUUAUAUAAGAAUCUGAGUUUUUUUUAGAGUCUUUGGAUACAAUUCCUUGGAGAAGUGAAGUCACUGCUUCAUCUUCUUUUUCUAUUCAGUUUUAAUACCAUGGACUGAGGUUCACAUGGCCUUUAGUCAUAUCUUGUCUGAAAAUGACUGCUGUUUCAGUUCUGUCCGUCAUUUUAUGCAAUCCAGCUGAUUACCACAGCUGACCUAAGACCAGUUUUGUUGGUCCACCUUUAUAAUGGUUAAAGAUCUUCUUUCAGUUCUCCUAGUACACAUGAAACGUGUACUAUGCUGCUUGGAGACAGUUUUACUUGUCAGGUUUUCAGUUCUACCAGCAGCAGUUGAAUGUUGAUCAUUUCAAUUCAAUUGUUCCAAAACGUUCAUAACUACAUGGUAUUAAUUGUGUUUCACAAAGCAGACUCCGUAUUAUCUGGUUUCAGGUUACUAAGAUUCAACACAUUAUUAGUAUUAUUAGUAGUAGUAUUAUUUUUAAAUUGGAAAACCCGUGUAUUGUACUGCUGUGAAAGUGACCUCUUUGGCAUUGUAUGGACCAAAUGACCUGUUUUACAUUUUCUGGUGUUUUGAAAAUUUGUUCAACAAUUUGAAUACAGAACAAAAUAUAAACAAACCGGAAGUGCUGCAAGUUUUUUUCUUCACCACCAUCACAAGCUCACAGAUCACUGAGAAACGAUUUCAUUUCUGAAAUCACAUGACUUACUAGAUGCCAUUAAGCCAGAAAUUGUGCUAUACUUUACCACCCACUUUUGUGUAACUAUA